UUUAGGCCAUAUAUAUUUCUUAAAUAGGUUAAAGUCAUAGAGAUUUUUUAUUUUUUGUGGGAAUAGCACUUCGCCCUGGAGCGGUGCGCAAUGCUAUCUCACGCCGACCUCCUGGAUGCUCGCCUCGGUGAGUUAUCAUCACCAAACUCCGGUCUUCAACUCUACUGGAUGAAGGAUGCCGCGGCAGAGCUCCUGGGCCACAGGGAGGCUUUAAAGUGCAGACUGGGCGGAGGUGGACCUGACCCGGGCGGACACUCUGGGGAGCUCGGCCCUGGUCCGGACGGUGUAGAAGGAACCACGAUGCUCCCCGGUGAUGAUAUCAGCAGCGGCGGAGGAGGAGGAGGAGGUGGAGGAGGAGGAGGAGGGGGAUCCAACUCGGUGCAGGUUAACAGCAAAGAGCAGGAGAAGCAGCAGAACAACAACAACAACAACAACCAGAACCAGUCCGGAGGGCAGCAGAACCAGAGUCAGAGCCAGAAACAGAAACGGCAUCGGACCCGCUUCACGCCUGCGCAGCUCAACGAGCUGGAGAGGAGCUUCGCCAAAACGCACUACCCGGACAUCUUCAUGCGGGAGGAGCUGGCGCUGAGGAUCGGCCUGACGGAGUCCAGAGUGCAGGUUUGGUUUCAGAACCGACGCGCCAAAUGGAAGAAGCGCAAGAAGACCACCAACGUGUUCCGGGCUCCGGGGACCCUCCUGCCGACGCACCACGGCCUGCCGCAGUUCCCCUCCGCGGCGGCGGCAGCAGCGGCCAUGAACGACAGCCUCUGCUCCUUCCACGCCAACGACACCCGCUGGGCCACGGCGGGGAUGUCCCAGCUGCAGCUCCCGCCGUCUCUGGGUCGCCAGCAGGCCAUGGCGCAGUCCCUGUCCCAGUGCAGCCUCGGCGCCGGACCGCCGCAAAACAUGGGUCUAUCCAACAUGUCGAACGGCUCCGGGCUGCAGUCUCACUCUCACCUCUACCAGCCCACGUUCCCCGGGAUGGUCCCCGCGUCCCUGUCCGGCCCCACCAACGUGACCGGCUCGCCUCAGCUGUGUAGCUCCCCGGACAGUGACGUCUGGAGAGGGACAAGCAUCGCGUCGCUGCGCCGCAAAGCGCUGGAGCACACAGUGUCCAUGAGCUUCACUUAGUAACGAGAUCAUCUGCGUUUAGUUUUCUGUUCAUCAUAUCCAUAAAACGGUGGAGAAACACAACCAGGAUUCUUGUUCAACUCACACCUGGCGUUUUUUUUCUCCUCUCUUCUAAAUCCCAAAAACCAGAGGGACAACUGAAGCUACAUGAAGCAAAGGACUGGUUCUGUUUAAGCUCUUAUUUAUUAUUUCGCAUGUAGCAUAUAACAACUAUUUAUUUGUCUAUUUAAUUAAAUUAUUGGUUUGUUCUGUAUUUAUUCUUUUGGCACAUGCAGCCCCUUAACGUGGCCGGGCUUCAGUGACUUUUUGCUUGGUGACUGACUGUUGCUGUUUUUGAGGACAAAUUCAGUGGAAAUAAAGAAAAGAAAACAAGGUUACAGAUCCCCCCCCCCUUUUUCACUCUGAAGGGGUCAAAGGGAAGCACAGAGAACAUGCAGAAACAUCCGAAACACCUGGAGGUUUAAACAAACAUUAAAGAUUCAGAGGAGGACGAGGACAACAACAAAGAAGAGGACUUGACUGCAUGUGCGAUCCAAGACGAGUUUAGAUGAAAAAAAGAAAAUAAGAGAAAUACUUUAAAUUAAGACCUGGAAACUGACUUAACUAUAAUCUGUUCUAUUAUAGGAUGUUUUGUGUAGAGGAAACAGUUCUUGUUCCCAUUUUUGGUCAGUUUGUGGAUUAAAAAAAAAAACCUAUGUUUUCAACAAUUCUGUCUGUGCUUAUGAUCAAAUCUGACUUUUUAAAUGUUUGACCCAUUUUGUUUCAUGGACAUGUUUAUA
Labrus bergylta (ballan wrasse) is the source of this 1910-nucleotide messenger RNA. It is a transcript of the gene otpa, whose product is annotated as orthopedia homeobox a. Lineage: Eukaryota; Metazoa; Chordata; Actinopteri; Labriformes; Labridae. The record is from RefSeq and is a predicted model, not a curated record. Gene Ontology annotation, biological process: neuron differentiation; regulation of DNA-templated transcription. Gene Ontology annotation, molecular function: DNA binding; DNA-binding transcription factor activity, RNA polymerase II-specific.